Rhododendron vialii is the source of this 516-nucleotide messenger RNA. RefSeq lists its product as uncharacterized. NCBI's taxonomy places the organism in Eukaryota, Viridiplantae, Streptophyta, Magnoliopsida, Ericales, Ericaceae. The coding region runs from base 1 to 516 and encodes 171 amino acids. The transcript has 7 exons. The record is from RefSeq and is a predicted model, not a curated record.
AUGCUGGAGAUGGAAAAUACCAAUCCACCAUGGCUGAAGCAACUGUUGAAAGCCAACUUCUACGCCGUCUAUCAGGCCCACGAAGACUACAGAUGUAAUAAGUGCAACCGCUACUGCAUAGAAUGCACUGGAAAUCCUUUCUAUGAGUACUGUUUAGAUGACCACGAAAACCACCAAAUCAUACAGAUAAGCAUGGUUCAUUUUCUGCAACUUGAAUCAUUUGUUGUCUAUCAAGUUCGCAUGUUGUUUCUCACUUCCAUUAUAGUCAAUUGGAAGGGUGCAAAUAUUCUCACUUUGAUAUUUACAUAUACACACCGCGAAGCUAUAUCUCGUGGUUCUCCAAAACAAACAUUCGCCGUUGAAACAGAGCUUAGUACAGGCGAAAUUGAUGACAGUUUCCAGAUUGACCAAUCAUCAACGCCAAACAGAAAAUUGAAGGAAAAGGAAAGGCAUUCAUCAACAAGCUCCUCUAACUUAAUUUGCCCAGUAGCUCAGCAACUGUUCAGUAAUCAGUGA